AUGAGCCUCCGGACCGCCGCGGAGACGCUCGCCCGCUCCGCGUCCGACGUCGUCAUCGUCUCGGCCCUGCGCACGCCCGUCUGCCGGGCCUACAAGGGCGGGUUGCGGGAUGCCUAUCCCGAGGAGCUGCUCGCCUCCGUGCUCGCCGCCACCCGCGCCGCCGUCCCCGACCUGCCGCCCGCCGCCGUCGAGGACGUCGCCGUCGGCGUCGUCCUCUCCGAGCUCGGCGGCUCCAAGGCCGCGCGCAUGGCUCUCAACCACGCGGGCUUCCCCCACACCACCACGCUGCACACCGUGAACCGCGCCUGCGCCUCCUCCCUGCAGGCCGUCGCCUCCGUGGCUGCCGAGAUCCGCACCGGCACAAUCUCCGUCGGCAUCGCCGCGGGCAUGGAGAGCAUGACGCGCAACUACGGCAGCCGCGCGGUGCCGCGCGACGACGACGGCAUCCGCGAGGGGGCGACGCUCGAGGCGCUGGCGCGGCUCAAGCCCGCGUUCGCGCCGGACGGCGCGUCGACGGCGGGCAACUCGAGCCAGGUGUCGGACGGCGCGGCCGCGACGCUGCUGAUGCGCCGCGGCACCGCGGAGGCGCUCGGCUUGGGCGGCAAGGUGCUGGGGCGGUACGUCGCGGGCGUGACGGUGGGCUGCGCGCCGGACGAGAUGGGUGUGGGCCCGGCGCUGGCGGUGCCCAAGCUGCUGGCGGCGACGGGGCUGGAGACGCGCGACGUGCACCGCUGGGAGCUCAACGAGGCGUUUGCGAGCCAGGCGCUACACUGCGUGCGCGCGCUCGGGCUGGAGGAGGCGUGGGCCGAGGGGCGGGUCAACCCGGACGGCGGCGCGAUCGCGCUCGGGCACCCACUUGGCGCGACCGGCGCACGCAUGGUGGCCACGCUGAUGCACGGCCUGAGGCGCGAGGCAAAGGGGGAUGUGGGUGUCGCGACUCUGUGUAUCGGUACGGGCAUGGGUCACGCGGCCUUAUUUGUGGCAGAGUAA
This is a messenger RNA of Cordyceps fumosorosea ARSEF 2679, 990 nucleotides long. RefSeq names its product 3-ketoacyl-CoA thiolase. Bases 1 to 990 code for a protein of 329 amino acids. Gene Ontology annotation, cellular component: peroxisome. Gene Ontology annotation, biological process: phenylacetate catabolic process; fatty acid beta-oxidation. Gene Ontology annotation, molecular function: acetyl-CoA C-acyltransferase activity. The record is from RefSeq and is a predicted model, not a curated record. NCBI's taxonomy places the organism in Eukaryota, Fungi, Ascomycota, Sordariomycetes, Hypocreales, Cordycipitaceae. The transcript is spliced from 2 exons.